Fukomys damarensis (Damara mole-rat) is the source of this 1536-nucleotide messenger RNA. RefSeq lists its product as uncharacterized. The coding region runs from base 892 to 1536 and encodes 214 amino acids. The transcript has 10 exons. Lineage: Eukaryota; Metazoa; Chordata; Mammalia; Rodentia; Bathyergidae. The record is from RefSeq and is a predicted model, not a curated record.
UCUUUCCCUAAACAAAUGAGGGGAGAGGUGGUCAGUCAAAGUGGUCACCCUGAAAUCAACACUGAAGCCCAGAAUUCCAUCCUUUCCUUGACACUGACCUGUUGAAUGACUUUGGGCAAGUAAUGACCCUGUCUAGGCAACUUUGGGCAUCUGGAAAAUGAGUGGGUUACUCUUUAAUGCUGUGGUUAACUGAUGCCAACAAGAGCCUUCAAGGUUAACAGGCUACAUGUAAAUGCAUAACUAUACUGGCUUAAGUUUCUGCAUAACAUUUCUUUUGUGUUAUUUACUAGUCCACACUGAAAUGACCAUUGGUGCUAAUGUGACAGACCGCGGACAGGAAAUCAGGCCCAUGAUUUGCCUCAGUGACACAGGACUCAGCUGACUCACCUGCCUCUCCAUCUGAGCUGAAAAUUUAUGUCCACAUGGUAACCUGCACAUGGAUGUUUAUAGCAACUUUAUUGAGAAAUGUCACAACUUGAAAGCAGCCAAGAUGUCCUGCAGUAGGUCAGAGUUUGGCAUCGUGCGGUCGCCCGGUCAGCACUGGUGGUAGGAACUGAACCAAGGAGGUACCUGCAUGGAGGUGCAACCUCUGACUGGGGGCGUUUCCAGCCUCUCUGAGGCCCCCGAAAGUCUUCUCUGGCUAAGAAUGAAGAGGCUGCCCUGUCAUAAAGCCCCCUAAGACAUGAUGUCACACACAGACACCCCUCUGUCUGCCGAAGGAGGGGCCUCUCCCUUUGACUUCCAGGAGUGGCUGGGGUCCCGUGCUCUUCUCAGGGUUGGUCCAGGAGCCUGAGGAGAGGAGAGGUGGGUAGGCUGCCUGGACAUUGAUACAGCCAAAGAGUUUUCUGCCAAUCAACAGAGCACCGCUGAGGCUGGUGUAUUUGACUGAAAAUGCUGUUUGGUCAAAGCCGCCAAAGAGAGGGACUCAAGACCCUGUAUGUAGCACACCUCUUCGUUCUAGCAGGAGUGGUGUAUUACUACUUCCAGACGUCUGUGGAAAGAAUAGCCCCCGAGAUUGCAGGGGAGUCAUCACAGUCCACAGGGAAGACCUUAAGGCCAGUGUGGGGCAUGAUGAUGGAUAAGUGCUACCCUGAAACCACUCAGGCCAUAAGCCCCAGAGCAACAGGAAGACGGAAUGAUUCUGCCCCCAAGGAGUUGACGGACACGUUGCCUCAGGAGGAAGAACAGGAAAAGAAAAAGGUCCAACAGGAAGUUGCUGAAUAUCCAUCUGGGGCUUCCGUGAUAGACAGCAAGGAGGAAAAAGGCUAUGGGGCUGGGCUCCCCAGCUCCUGCGAAAGUUCUGGCAGGACUGGUUUCCAGCCCCUGACACUCCCAAGGUGCAGAGCCAUGAAUGAGAAGGGAUCUAAUAAACCCUUGAGUUCUGACCUCAAUGGUCCAGUGCCUCCUUCCAGGGGCCCCGCAGUGGCUCAAACAAGCCCCACCUGCCCGCAUCUGUACAUUCUCCCGACAGCUCCAGGACACUGCUUCCUGCCCAGACUCUUCCCCCUAGUGGACACUCUGCAGUGGCCAGUGUAG